AUGGCGCAACUUACGAGAAAUGAGGUUCACACCUACGCCGAGGCCAUGAUCGCUGCCAUCAAGACACCCGCGUUUCAGGAGCGCGUCCGUGCUGCGAUGAGCCGUGAGCCGACACCGGCGGACGCUGAGGCCGUCAUGAAGCGCUACGAAGAAGUACAGGCGGACUACUUCACGAACCACUACAACGCCGAAGCCGGCGGCAUCUGCAGCAGCGCCAGCGCGGGAGCAGAGAGCAGAGGCACUGGCGGUGCGGGUGGUCGUGCGAAGAGCUCUCAAGAUGCGUCCGAGGCACUGGCGCAGCAGGUGGACGACAUGAACCUUCAGGAGGCAAGCGAUGCACCGAAGCUGGACGGCGUUGAAAUUGUGGAGCAGCUCAAGAACGCGGUACGCGUCUACAAGGAGAAGGAGACGGUGCGGCUCAUCACAGAGCUCUGCUUGCUGAUCGAGUCGCAGGUGACGGCGCUUCCAGCGACCGUGCCAGCCCUGAGACACCUCUACAGCAAUUCCGUGUACGGCUCCAGUGCGAUGGAGCAUGCGCAGGCGGCGUCCGCACAGGCCGGCGGCGGUGAGAGCGUGCUACCCGUCGCGCAACCGUCUCCACAGGUAAUGUCAAUGAUGGGCAUGGCGAUGCGCACCCUCAACCCAAGGCAACGCGAGACCCUCGAGCGGGUGCAGCGGGCAAUGAUGAAUGGCAGCCCGCCGCUGCCGGAGGAUAUGCAAGACAUGCUCCUUAUUCAGCGUCAGCUUGGCGCCUUCAUGCAGACGAUGCAGCGCUUCGGCCAGAUGCCGAGCGGCAGGGGUUGUGGCAGUGGCGGUCGCGGCGGCUGUGGCGGGCAAGGGGGCCAGUAG
Leishmania major strain Friedlin is the source of this 849-nucleotide messenger RNA. RefSeq lists its product as hypothetical. The record is from RefSeq and is a predicted model, not a curated record. Lineage: Eukaryota; Euglenozoa; Kinetoplastea; Trypanosomatida; Trypanosomatidae. The transcript has a single exon. The coding region runs from base 1 to 849 and encodes 282 amino acids.